AUGGAGAGCCCCCAAGAUUUCUGGGCGCGUAAGAUCGGCCAGUUGCGCGGAGUUCAGCCCCCAUCGUCCGAGCCUGAGAAGGACCUGGAAGAACCAACGCCGGCCCAAGCAAGCGCGCCCAAGAAGAACGGCGGCAGCCUUGCGUUCAAGGCACCAUCGAAGUUGCCCGUGACUCCAAGCACUACAAUGAAAUGGGCAGAUUACGAUUCCGAAGACGAGGAUGAACACCAGGUCAAGGCAGAAGCUGAGGCAGAGGCGAACGAUGCUCAUCAGAAGGCUCACGAAUCUGGGAUCGUGACCAACGCCGUAGCCCGUCAGGCGAAACGCUUGGAUGAAACAGAGGCCACAGUCGAGCGGCAAGCACAACGCAUCGACGAGCUCUCUGGCGAAAUCAAGGACCAGGCUUCUCGGAUCGUUCGGCUUCAGGCUACAAUCAAUGAAAAGACUGUGCAUGUGGCCGACCUAAAGGCCGAUGUGACUGAGAAAGAUGCGCAUAUCGUGGAUCUCAUCCGCCAGGCACACGAAGAGACACACCGUGCCAUGCAGCUCGAAGACGAGCUUGAGAGGAAGAAUAGAAUUAUCGAGACGUUGCAGCUACAGAUCGCCGAGAGCACAAGCAUACCUGACUCUGGUUCGGCCACUGAAGUCGAAGUCGACGAAGGUGCUGUAGAGGCAUCUCUGUCUCAGCCCGGGCCCGAGACAUCUCCCAUUGCACUCGAACCCAAGAAACUUGACGAGCUCGUCGAUCCUGCAGACACCGCUCCAGGUGCCAUGCAAAAUACACUAGAGAAGCCAGCUAAGUCUCAAGCUACUUCCUCCACCGCCGACGUUGACUUCCCGGCCCUUUCCCCUGUCGAGUUUCCUGCACUCGGUACGCCAACACCCGUCCGUGAUUUAAGACUGUCUCCAUUCGUCACGGCGGAAAACAUUAAGAAGAUGCCGCCGCCGCCGCCAGCGCGUACUAUCAAAAUGGCUGUCGACUUGUCGAAAUACCAGAAGCAGCCGGCGGGAGGAUCCAAGAAGUUUGUCUUUGGCUCACGCCAUGCGACUGAGGCUCCCCCAAAGAUCGAUGUGAGCAAGGACAUCCGAGCCAUGUCCAAAGAAGAACGAAAGCCUUUCGGAUAUGGUCCGACCGUGCAGAUCACGAUGGGCAACGAAACCGUAGCUGCGGUACCCAAAUACGUGUUCAUGCAGGUCUCCUUCAAGGCUUUCAAGCAUUGGACGGACAAUCCGAACGCAGCGGCAAUCAGGUUUGAGGGGGGUUCCAUGGGCAAGGAUGCACUGAACGUUGUUCUCGACUGGAUGACUAUGCACACGUACUGCAAGUCCGUGUUCAGCAUCAAGUUGAGACCAGAGAACUCCGAUCGCCAGAACCUCCAGCUAGUGCGUUGUGCCCGCGUACUUGGCCUUCACCCCAUGUAUGUUAGCCAAUUCACCCGCGGCUACUGCGAGCAGGUGCGCUAUGGUCCAUCAAAAGAGCUUGUUGCUUUGAUCGAGGAAUUGGUAUACACCGAGGAUGAUCCAAUUUUCGAUUGUCUGGCCAAUUGCAUGGCUAUGGAGCGCUCUAUGAUCAAGCCUGAACACAUUGGUAGCUGGGAUGAUGAGCUAGCCCGGCUCCCAAAGCUGGCUCGCAAAGUGCAGGACGUGCGGGCUCAGAAGAACUUUGCCUCGGGCAAGACGCACUCCAAAGAAAAGAAGGUGAUACAACCGACUAAGGCUGCUGAGAGGGUUCGCGCCACCACAACCACUAUCACAGCAGAAGCAGACAUCGAUCCGGAGGCAGCUUGGCGCGCGACCGGUCCUGCUUAUGUCUGA
Molecule: messenger RNA, 1815 nt
Organism: Paraphaeosphaeria sporulosa
Lineage: Eukaryota; Fungi; Ascomycota; Dothideomycetes; Pleosporales; Didymosphaeriaceae
Exons: 2
Coding region: 1-1815 (604 amino acids)
Source: RefSeq, a predicted model, not a curated record